This is a messenger RNA of Rhincodon typus (whale shark), 1347 nucleotides long. Its product is annotated as troponin T, fast skeletal muscle-like. Gene Ontology annotation, cellular component: troponin complex. The transcript is spliced from 17 exons. Lineage: Eukaryota; Metazoa; Chordata; Chondrichthyes; Orectolobiformes; Rhincodontidae. Bases 143 to 1000 code for a protein of 285 amino acids. Gene Ontology annotation, molecular function: tropomyosin binding. The record is from RefSeq and is a predicted model, not a curated record. Gene Ontology annotation, biological process: muscle contraction; sarcomere organization; regulation of muscle contraction.
UGCGCGCGAUUUGCAGGUGGAGGUGAAGUUGGUGUUUCGAAACGUUGGAGUAGUUCUACCCUUCAGUCUCAGGUUUUCAGAGGAGUGGCUGCGGGGGCAAGAUUGCAGCAGAGGCAUCCAGGUACUUUACAAUUGUGCAGAGAUGGCAGACACUGAAGCUGACUUAGAAGAGCUGCAGGAGGAGGUGGAAGAGGAAGCACCAGCCUUGGAAGAAGAAGAAGAAACACAAAAUGAAGAGGUCAUCUUGGAAGAAGAAUCUGAUUCUUCUGCACUUCAGACUGAACAGCCAGUUCUUGAAGCUGAAGAAGAAUCAGAAGAGACAAAGCCGAAACCAAAGUUAUUUAUGCCAAGCCAUGCUCCCAAAAUUCCUGAUGGUGACAAAGUUGACUUUGAUGACAUUCACAGAAAACGUAUGGAAAAGGAUCUGUUGGAACUGCAAACUCUCAUCGAAGCCCAUUUUGAGAGGAGGAAAAAGGAAGAAGAAGAACUUAUUGCUUUAAAAGAAAGAAUUGAGAAGCGCAGGGCCGAGAGAUCUGAGCAACAAAGAAUCCGAGCUGAAAAGGAGAAGGAGCGGUUGAACCGAGUGGCUGAGGAAAAGGCGAGAAAAGAAGAGGAGGAACUUCGGAAAAAAGUAGAAGACGAUAUGAAGAAGAAGAAGGUUCUGUCGAAUAUGGCACAUUAUGGAGGCUACCUGCAGAAGACUGAAAUACGUCGAAGUGGCAGGAAGCAAACAGAGAGAGAAAAGAAAAAGAAGAUUCUGGCAGACAGACGCAAACCUCUAAAUACAGAGCACCUCAGUGAAGACAAACUCAAAGAGAAGGCGCAGGAACUAGCAGACUGGCUGCUGCAACUGGAGGGAGAGAAGUUUGAUCUGUCUGAAAAACUGAAGAGGCAAAAAUAUGAAAUCAACCUGUUGCAAAUUCGCGUCCAUGAACAGAUGGGAAAAUUCAGUGCAAAAGGACCUCGUGGUAAGGGCAAGGUGGGUGGUCGUUGGAAGUAAUAAUGGAAUGGACACAUCGAAGGAAGCACCACCCACUUACUAACCAGAAACUUGAUUUCAAGAAGAAAGAUGAUUGACAUUGAAAUUGUUCAAAAAGGCAUGAUCAAAACAACAACAAGUUUGUUUUAAUAUGAAGAUUUAAAUUAAUAAUUCAUUUGCAUUAAUUAUAUAAAUAUUUCAUAAUUUAGAAAUUAGAUGGAGACAUUUUUUCUGAAAAAUAUGCAUGAAUUUGAAUUUACUUGCACCAUGUCAACAGAAUGUAAUUCUAUGUUUGUAACUCAGCCCAAGUAUUAUUUUCAAACAUUUCCUCUACCCUUUGAAAUGUGCACAUUAAAAUAUUAAAACAA